This is a messenger RNA of Monopterus albus (swamp eel), 5245 nucleotides long. It is a transcript of the gene prkd1, whose product is annotated as protein kinase D1. Lineage: Eukaryota; Metazoa; Chordata; Actinopteri; Synbranchiformes; Synbranchidae. Gene Ontology annotation, molecular function: ATP binding; protein serine/threonine kinase activity. Gene Ontology annotation, cellular component: cytosol. Gene Ontology annotation, biological process: intracellular signal transduction; protein phosphorylation; phospholipase C-activating G protein-coupled receptor signaling pathway. The transcript has 21 exons. Bases 2192 to 4918 code for a protein of 908 amino acids. The record is from RefSeq and is a predicted model, not a curated record.
UGGACGUCAAGAUGCUGCUGCUGCACUACAGAGAACAAAGGAUGUAUUGAGAAAACUAGGAGACUCUGUAUAAGUCUUCAGCAGCGGCAAAAUGAAAUCUGUCAUCAAACCAGUCAGUAUGUGGACUGUCAGAAACAUCUGUUGUCUUUCUGGGGUUCAUUCUGGUUCAGUCAGUCUUGUUAGCCCAUUUACACUGUUCUUACCCCCCCAUACAUGCUCCCUGUUCCCACUGCUAACCUACACACUGUUCCACUGAACUGAAUGGGGUCUCACUUCUCAUUCAAUUUAGCAGCCAGAACACAAAAUCCAAGAAAAUAUGGCAUAAGUGCCUAUAACAGUGUGCAAAUCUUUAGCUUAGCAACCGUCUAUAGGCACCCCAACAUGUCAAUGCACUGCAGGCGCCGACCGAGCACGCGCCUGACGCUGAACGCUCAUUUUUUCAGUGCGUUAUGUUGUUCAGCCAAAUGCAACCAACAAGGGAGCUCCUGGUGUCAGGAAGUCGCCAUGAGGUCUUCUAGUGUGCCUGUGUGGAAACUAGGCCCGAACCCCAACCUGAAACCCACAAACAGCCCUGUGAAGCUGUGAGGACUGGCCACAGUGUCCUCACAGUGAUGCUUUCAAACCAAACUGCUUCCACAGAAAGACACACACACCAUAUGCCACCACCUCGGCAUCGGCCUUAGUACUAAAUAAGUAAAUGGAGGCAAGGUUGAAGCGUAGGAGGGUUGGCACAAGUGUGUCUCUGUGUAUACAUCUCUGUGUGUUUUUGUGUGUGUCUCCUAGCAACCAGCACACCGCUCUCAGUCUGUGUUUAGCCGAGGAGCGGCGCCGCUCUGAGGAAUCUCAGAUUCAGCAGGUGUGUGCGUCAUCAACUGUAGGUAGAGUGAUAACUGGCGAAAGAGCAGACCUGUGGGCGAAGCAGAGAUCAGGAGCAGGGCCAGAUUCGACCUGCUGGAGACACAGCUUCAUCGGCCUCAUCACAGAUGUGGAGGAUGUUUUUCGGCAGCCUUCUUUCUCUCCAUGUCUAAACCAGACCAUUAAAAAAUGAGUCCUCAUCAGCAGAAAUGUCUUAUUAUUGUUGGUCCAUCCGUUCUCUAAAUUUCACCCUCAACGUGCCGCCUCACCUGUUUUCUUCCGUUUUUGUUUCCAAAUGUUUGUUUGUUUAUUUCAUCAGUCCUCACUUUCCUGUCCGCCCGGUUCAGGGCCGUAGCUUCCACGACAUUUGGGAGAUAUUUCUUUAGACUGGUUUAGACUAGAUUUUAUAGAUCUUAGAUUGACUUGGACCAACAAAAUCAAUAAAUAAAAUGUAAUAUUUUUUGGGGAAUACAACAGCAGUACUUUGUUUCAGGCUAUGUGUUGUCCUUUUCUAAGUUUCUUACUGUUUCUUAGAAAACAAUACUGGUGUAACGUGGUGCUAAUGAUCAGAAACUGAGACAGUUCGAGGAAUUUGCUCAGUGAAGCAGCUUCCUUUAAAUAAAUCACUCCAGUUGUUCCCCUCCAGAUGUUUUGUAUUUAAGAGGGUCAUUUUUAAGCCAAGUAUUUUUAAUGUUGAUUUUAGAAAAGUUGAUGGAUUUAUUAAUUUAAACAAAUCAACCCAGAACUUCUCCCUCUUGAAACUCUGCUGUUUAUUACCAGGAACAGUUUACUCAAGAGCAACGAAAGUGAGACUCACUUUCUAAAUGAAAGCAACUCUGCCAAGCUACAUCUCUCCAUCAAUCAUCCAUCCAUCAGUCCAGGAGGCUUCCCUCUCUCCUCUCCUCCCUCCUCCUCCUCUCCAGCCACUGUUGACGUCCACGGCUCUGUCACCCGCAUCACCGCUUUCCACGCUACUCUCCAGUCCAGUCAUGUAGUCGUUAUGGCUCUUCUAACUCCCUCUGCGUUAACAGCCUUCCUCUGUUCGUCUUCUCACAGCUCUUCUGUGUUUUUCUCAGGUGUCUUGUAGUUAAUCACUCGUCGUUUCUGUCCGAAACUCUUCUUUUUGCGCUUUUCGGACGCUUUAGAGAGUUCCGUGCGUCCGAGCAUCCCACACCUGUCCGCGGCUUACAUCCGUCCUCGGGCUGCUCCAUCUGGACUGUUCGCCUCCCGCUCUGCCGUUUAAUUUCCCUGUUCGAUCUCCGUGCGGUCAUUUCUCCUCAUCGUGACUGCAAAUUGUUUCCGUGCAAGGUUGGAAGACACCAGGGAAAAGGUUCAUAUGAGUGCGCCUCCGCUGAUCCGUGCGCCCAGCCUGCUCCCGUUCUCAGGGGGGACAAACAACACCAAUACCGGCACCGGGGGAGGAGGUGGUGCUGGUGGAGGAGGAGGAGGUGGCGGUGUGAUCUCCUUCCACAUCCAGAUCGGUCUGAGCAGGGAGCCUGUGCUGCUCGACGCCGCAGACCUCAGCCUCAGUCAGGUCCGGGAGGUGGCGUGCUCCAUCAUAGACCAGAAGAUACCAGAGUGUGGUUUCUAUAGGAUGUAUGAGAAGAUCCUGCUGUUUCGUCAUGACCAGACGUCGGAGAACGUGCUGCAGCUGCUGCGCUCGGCCUCUCAGAUCCAGGAGGGAGACUUGGUGGAGGCCGUGCUGUCAGCCUCAGCCACAGUAGAGGACUUCCAGAUCCGUCCGCACUGUCUGUUCGUCCACUCGUACCGAGCUCCGGCCUUCUGCGACCACUGUGGAGAGAUGCUGUGGGGACUCGUACGACAGGGGCUCAAAUGUGAAGGUUGUGGUCUGAACUAUCACAAACGCUGUGCCUUUAAAAUCCCCAAUAACUGCAGCGGGGUGAGAAGGCGUCGUCCAUCCAACGUGUCCCUGACUACACUGAUGAUGCUUUACUGGUCAGUAGUCUGGUGUUACAGGUGUUAUAACCAGAGCCCCUCUCUGUCUCCAGUCAGUCCCAACAUGGAGCAGAAAAACCAGUUAGAUUACUUCCCUGGCAGAGAGCGGCGUUCCAGCUCGCAGUCGUAUGUUGGCCGCCCCAUCGAACUGGACAAGAUCUUGUUGUCCAAGGUCAAAGUUCCCCACACCUUCCUGAUCCACUCCUACACCCGACCUACGGUCUGCCAGCACUGCAAGAAGCUGCUGAAAGGCCUGUUCAGACAGGGGCUGCAGUGUAAAGAUUGUAAAUUUAACUGUCACAAGCGAUGUGCUCCCAAAGUACCAAACAACUGUCUGGGAGAAGUUUCCAAAAACGGAGAGCUCCUGAGCCCGGGGGCGGACUCAGACGUUGUUAUGGUGGAGGGUUGCCUUGAUGACCAUGAUGUGGACAGAGGUGGCGGCCUGCUGGAUGACCUGGAUGAUGUGCUUUCAUCAGAGGGGGGUCUCCUGCUAGAUGCAGUGCCCGGCGACUUCUGUGACCUGCACGACUCCGACCUGGACGAAUCCUCCCGCGCCAUCAGCCCGUCCACCAGUAACAACAUCCCUCUGAUGCGAGUAGUUCAGUCCGUCAAACAUGCAAAGAGGAGGAGCAGCAAUGUGAUGAAGGAGGGCUGGAUGGUCCACUACACCAGCAAGGACACUCUGAGGAAAAGACAUUACUGGAGACUGGACAGUAAAUGCAUCACACUGUUUCAGAACGACACAGGAAGUAAAUACUACAAGGAGAUCCCUCUGUCAGAGAUCUUAUCCCUGGAACCAGCUCAGACCUUCUCUUUGCUUCCUGAUGGAGCCAACCCUCACUGCUUUGAGAUCGCCACCGCCUCGCUCGUCUACUACGUUGGGGAGAACCUGCUGAGGUCUGAGUCGUCUGUGAGCGGCAGCAGCCUUCUGGUCAGUGGUGUGGGACAGGAUGUGGCUCGGAUGUGGGAGAUGGCCAUUCAGCAUGCUCUCAUGCCAGCUGUUUCUACUGGAGUGUCGCACUCGUCCCACCGCGCUGGACACAAGGAAGUUUCCAUCAGUAUUUCUGUCUCCAACUGCCAGAUCCAGGAGAACGUGGACAUCAACUCCGUGUACCAGAUCUUCCCAGAUGAGGUUCUUGGCUCGGGACAGUUUGGUAUCGUCUAUGGAGGUAAACACAGGAAGUCUGGCCGAGACGUCGCCAUCAAGAUCAUCGACAAACUCCGCUUCCCCACCAAACAGGAGAGUCAGCUGCGCAACGAGGUGGCCAUCCUGCAGAGUCUGCACCACCCUGGUGUCGUCAACCUGGACUGCAUGUUUGAGACGCUGGAGCGAGUGUUUGUGGUCAUGGAGAAGCUCCACGGAGACAUGCUGGAGAUGAUCCUGUCCAGUGAGAAAGGACGACUGCCGGAGAGGAUCGCCAAGUUUCUGGUCACACAGAUCCUGGUGGCUUUGCGUCAUCUUCACUUCAAGAACAUCGUCCACUGUGAUCUGAAACCUGAAAAUGUCCUGCUGGCCUCUGCAGACUCCUUCCCACAGGUGAAGCUGUGUGACUUCGGUUUCGCUCGGAUCAUCGGUGAGAAGUCGUUCAGGCGCUCGGUGGUCGGCACGCCGGCCUAUCUGGCGCCCGAGGUCCUGAGGAACAAAGGCUACAACCGCUCUCUGGACAUGUGGUCAGUUGGAGUCAUCAUCUAUGUCAGUCUCAGUGGGACGUUUCCAUUUAAUGAAGAUGAGGACAUCAACGAUCAGAUCCAGAACGCUGCCUUCAUGUACCCCCCCCAUCCCUGGAAGAAAAUCUCCCAGGAAGCGAUUGACUUAAUUAACAACCUGCUGCAGGUUAAGAUGAGGAAGAGAUACAGUGUGGACAAGACCCUCAGUCACCCCUGGUUACAGGACUACCAGAUGUGGUUGGACCUGAGGAACUUGGAGUCCCGGAUGAACGAGCGCUACAUCACCCAUGAGAGCGACGACCUGCGCUGGCACCACCACGCCCAACUCAGCGGCCUUGACUACCCCCCACACCUCGGCAACAGCGGCCAGGGGUUGGAGCGUUACCAGGAGCAGCAGGAGGAGCUGGAGACCCUCAGUGAGAGGGUCAGUGAACUCUGAGGACAAGAACACGUGUAGAGUUUCACAGCCACCGUAACAAAAUGAACAAAAGCACAAAACUAAAACAAGUGGAGAGAGUUUAAAAUGAUUAAUAGAAUAACAUUAAACAAACAAGGCUCAUUUUAAAGAUAGGCUAAGGCCCAGCUUACCCCUUGGCCCUACCCCUCCAUGCGUUCAGUGCUGGCGCAUCCCGACUCUCCCCAAGAUGGGAGUGGGAGGGCAAGGUGGUCGGGUCACAUGGCUCUUCAAACAAAGGAUUUCCAGAGGCAGACUCAAAGCCAGGUGGUAUGAGGCCAACUACAGCAAGGCCCAAUCCCAUUUCUUAUU